AUGAGUCUUCGACUAUCAUCCCUGGAUCCAAAUGAGCCCCGGGCGGGGAAGGAUUGCCGCAGCUGCAAUCGCCGUAGAAUCAAGUGCGAUAGGAGUCUCCCUACGUGCAAGAAGUGCGCUCUGAAGGACUUGCAGUGUCCAGGCUACGGCCUAAGGAUUCAAUGGGGCCAGGGCGUGGCCAGCCGGGGAAAACUGACUGGCAAAACCUUGCCGGUACUUGACGCGAACUCCACUGGCUCUGUCGAUUAUAACGACAGCCCGAAGAGUUCUACCCCUCCCGAAUCGCUAGGCUCGCGCGAUGAGAAUCUCGAGUCCUCGCCGGUGCCGGUGCCUCCUGGUCUCCGGCGCGCCUUCGAGGCGGCCGCGAAUGGUCAAUCACUACUCGGGGGGAGUGCCAACCUCGACGGCGAUCUAACUCCAGAUCAAAUCCCGCUUUAUGUGCAAGAUCCUAUUGUGCAGCAGCUCCUCCAUCACUACGACAAAGAAGUCGCCGCCGUCAUGCCGUGGGUCGACGGACCGCGGAAUACUUGGCGGACGGUCAUCAUCCCACUGGGGAUGGAAUCGCCUUCUCUCCUGCUCGCCAUCCUGGCACUGGCUGCCGAACACUAUACCUCCAAGAUGGGAUCGACGUGGUCGAAGCAGCACGGCGUCAGCUCGAGUCACUACCGAGACAAGAGCCUGAAGCUCCUCGCGCAGAACCUGAGAUGUGAGAUGAGCGAGGGCGCAUCGACUCCACACCAGGAGCCCCCUAGCGCGAUGCUGGCGACCAUCCUGAUCCUGUGCAACCUGGAAAUGAUUCGCUCAGACUCCUCGGUGUGGAGUGUACAUUGGAAAGCUGCCCGGACGAUUACUCGCCGAUGGACGAGUCCACACCACCACCACUCCGCUUCGUCAACACUAGACUCCAUAUGCCAACUCCUGAUCAAGGAGGCGUUCAGCUACGACGUCUUCGCCUCGUCGACCACGUUCGACAACGACGACCAGAUCCCCAGCUCCGUCCUCUGUGAAGACGACGAAGCUGCGUUCACCGAGUGGAUGCGGAUCAUCCAGGAAGUCACAACGUCUGAAAGAUACCGCUAUAAGCUCAGGAGUAAAGGAGGGGCCAACGACCGCCCUCCCACACCGCCAAUGGACAUUGCCACGCUCCAGCGGGGCUUCGAAUACGCCAGGCAACGCUCACUCCACUUCGAAAAAGCCAUGGACUUUGGCUCGUCCGAGCUGCACCGCGACUUCGGGAUCCUGAUCUCCAUCUUCCACUUUGCCGGCCUCCUCUACAGCUUCCGCGCACUCCUCGACACCACCGGCGUUCGCAUGCACACGACGAUGCAGCAGUUGGUCCAAAGCACCAUCCAUCACAUCAACCAAAUCGAAGUGCGCUCCGCGUUCCAGCACGACUUCGUCUGGCCGUUGUUCAUCGUCGGCACGGAGAGCAGAGACAGCAUCGAGCUGCAGGAUUUCGUGGAGUCGCGGCUCCUCGAGGCCAUGAGCUCCACGGGUUUUUCCAAUUGCUACCCGGCGUUGCAAUUUUUACAGCGGUUCUGGGGCACCCAGCCUGAGACGACUCCAGACUGGUUGCAGUUUGCCCGGCAGGAAUCUGCGCGCGGGUUCACUUUUCUGGUGAUAUGA
Molecule: messenger RNA, 1626 nt
Organism: Exophiala aquamarina CBS 119918
Lineage: Eukaryota; Fungi; Ascomycota; Eurotiomycetes; Chaetothyriales; Herpotrichiellaceae
Exons: 2
Coding region: 1-1626 (541 amino acids)
Biological process (GO): positive regulation of transcription by RNA polymerase II
Cellular component (GO): nucleus
Molecular function (GO): DNA-binding transcription factor activity, RNA polymerase II-specific; transcription cis-regulatory region binding; zinc ion binding
Source: RefSeq, a predicted model, not a curated record